Thunnus maccoyii (southern bluefin tuna) is the source of this 3488-nucleotide messenger RNA. It is a transcript of the gene gfi1aa, whose product is annotated as growth factor independent 1A transcription repressor a. The coding region runs from base 899 to 2116 and encodes 405 amino acids. The record is from RefSeq and is a predicted model, not a curated record. Gene Ontology annotation, cellular component: nucleus. NCBI's taxonomy places the organism in Eukaryota, Metazoa, Chordata, Actinopteri, Scombriformes, Scombridae. The transcript has 6 exons.
GGCUGAAGUCAGUAAGCAGAGUCUCUGUAAGGGAUACCUCUGCUCCUCCACCAGCAGGCUGUUGUGCAGAGCGGCCGUGCGCGUCUCAUUAACAGGAUCACUUUACAACCAGUCAAACAAAUAGGUCAUUAUCCAUCACAGCCUGGCCGGCCUGCAUCGGCCAUCCACAAAAAAACACACAUUUUAUGUCUAAUCACAUUCAGGUUAAAAAGUUAACAGCCUGUUUGUGAAUCAUACGGUUUGAUGAGACUCCAAAAAGACUCAAUAUUUGAAUGAAAUGAUAGUUUAGAUCAGCAAUCUCAACAAAUGCAAUCUCGGGUUUAAUUUUAUUUAAUUUCUUGCAGUGUUCAAAAGUAUUUUCAGCUGUGGACGCCACUUGAAAUGGAUGUAUAAUAGGAAAAAAAACCUCAAAACAAAAACAAAUAGGAAUUUCAGGGUUAAUGUAAUCUUUUUUUGUUUAAAAACAGUCAAAUUAAUAUAGUUAAUUAAUAUCACUAACCUACUAUGAUAUUAAUUUAGAUCAUAAAUGUUUAGUCUAAGUCAACAGAAAACAUCCCUGUAUGAAAAUGUAAACUUUAUCUUCUUUGAUUCCGACACAUUUAAAGCUAUAAGUUCAGCACAUACAUAAUGUUCUCUCCAAUCCCAUAAACGCUAUCUACCGAGAGCCUUCGGGGGGGACGGUGGUCCUGCUUUUGGCCACCUGCCACGCGACACCUGGUAAACGAUACAAUCACUCUGCGCAUGCGUAAUAGCCUGCCAAAAAUCCAAACGCCGUCUCGCCUGUCAACCAAUAGUGUUCCAAUCUGUCCAGAGAUAAACUCAGAGCGGCGUGGAGCGGAGUGAAGUGGAGGAUUUCAGACCUGAGCAGCCCCGACUGUCUGAAGAAGAGUAAGGAAACAUGCCGAGGUCUUUCCUGGUGAAGAGUAAACGGGCCCACAGCUACCACCAGCCCCGGUACCCGGACGAUGACUACAGCAGACUGGACACUAUUCUGGCUCACGUGUGCGCAGAGAGCAAAUCUCAGGUGGAGUUUGAGACCAGCUCGGAGCCACAGGAGGAUGUGAGCGCUGGCGCUGACAGGCUGUCCCCCGGGUCCCGACUGCUGUCUCCGGGAUCGCUGUCCUCCAGCUCACCGCUGAGCUGCGGGGGCAGCGUGUGUGACCGAUCCUCCGACUGUGAUUUCUGGCGUCCCCCGUCCCCCUCCUCCUCACCAGAUUCAGAGAAAUGCUCCACUCCCGCAGCGGAGGACGGUCACCACUUCAACACCCCGCUCUUUCCUUAUUCCUGGACAUCAUACUCCGGCUCUGAGCUGAGGCACCUGGUUCAGGGGACAUACCACCAUCACCACCGCCACCACCAUCUGCAGGGCCACAGGGAAUCUCACUCCCCCGUCAGCCUCUACGAGGCACAGGACAGCGGCACAGAGCCUCUUUACGCGCAGCGCGGCCCCACGACAGGAUGCUACCAGGAUUAUUCUUCAACGGCUCACCAAAUCUGCAGGAUGCAGGACGCAGACAAGCUAUAUCUGGAUGUAAAGCAGAAGCCCCGCGGGUCGGAAAUCAAGACUGAGAGAGAUUUCGUCUGCUCUAGCCUCGAGGCAAAUGGUUCAUACAAGUGCAUUAAAUGUUGCAAGGUGUUCUCCACACCUCACGGUUUGGAGGUUCAUGUGCGGCGGUCGCACAGCGGGACGCGGCCUUUUGAGUGCGGGGUCUGCGGAAAAACUUUCGGACACGCAGUGAGCCUGGAUCAGCACAGGGCGGUCCAUUCACAGGAGAGAAGCUUCAGCUGUAAAAUCUGCGGGAAAAGCUUCAAGCGCUCCUCCACGUUGUCCACGCACCUGCUCAUCCACUCGGACACGCGACCUUAUCCGUGCCAGUACUGCGGCAAGAGGUUCCACCAAAAAUCAGACAUGAAAAAACACACUUUCAUCCACACAGGUGAGAAGCCGCACAAGUGCCAGGUGUGCGGGAAGGCCUUCAGUCAGAGCUCCAACCUCAUCACACACAGCAGAAAACACACAGGAUUCAAACCUUUCGGCUGCGACCUGUGCGGGAAAGGUUUUCAGAGGAAAGUGGACCUGAGGAGACACAAGGAGACGCAGCACGGACUGAAAUGAGCAGACAUCGAUGCUUUAACAUUAAAUCCUGCACUUUUAAUCUACUAUGAAUGAACUGUGGAUAUAGUCUUGUUUUAUUUUUAUUUUAUUUUAUUUUAUUGUUUGUUGAAUUGGCAUUUUCCUACUGUUGAAUUUUAAUAAUUAUCUAGCCUGAGAUUCUGGUUGACUUUGAAUAAAAGUUCAUGAAGUGUGUUUUUACAUAUUAUUGUUAUUAUUAUUAAAAAGCUUAAACAUUAACUUCCCAGGCUGAAUAUUUCCUAAUCAUGUCUGAAAUCCUGCUGCGUCCUUAGUAGAAAGACGCUUUUUUAAUUUUGUCAAUUUGUUAGAUUUAUAAUCCGGGAUUAAACAUUAACUUUUGGAGCUCAGUUGUCAGUUUUUCAGUUAGGUAUUAACUUCAAUCUUUAAACAUUUAUUUUCUUAUUAUAAUGAUAAGAAAAUCUUUCUCAUAAUUUAGUUUUUUUUUUUUUAGGGUUUUAAUCCACAAAAGCACAUUUAAACACUGAAUACAUUUUAAAAAUCUUUCUCUAUUAUAGCCCACUGAUUGACUGUACGUUGUUAAAAAGAGAAGCUGUGUUAAACCAUGAAGGCCAUCAAUCACGUCCCCAAUCUAUGACAGGCUAAAGUUAUAUCUCCAGUAUUAAACAGAAAACGUUUUGUUGCAUGCGCCACCUGGUCAAAACCAAAUGCUUACACACGCACUGUCAACAUACCCAUAUAGCAAAUUAUAUUAUGGUGCUAUAAACUUGCAUGUGAAGGAAGUCACUUUUAUGACUGCAAAAAGCUCCUCCAGCAGAGCAAUAAGCAGCGUGUCCACAUGGCGUUUUCACUGGGAAAACCUGGGUGUGAUUUAUUUGGCCCUGCAGAGGUUAAACAUCCAGAGCUCUAAAACAUCAAGGAUCUGAUUUGCACUUAUCUCUCUGCAGAUUGUGUACAUAGAGCUGCUGAACAAUAUACACAGGAAAAGAGACUCCAGUACUACAUCCUAGAUCAGGCUGUGCUGACCAGGUCACUGUCAUGUUUGGUUAAACUUUCAAGUGCCUUAUCUCAGAGGGAACUUUCAGUAUAGGUAAGGCACCUUGUGCAGAAAGAAAAUGACAAAUAUCACAUAUAUGUACAUGUGUUCAUAAAAAAGACCGUUUAAAAAAAAAAAAAAAAAAUCAAACAAAAAAUGUAUUCAUGGAAAAAUCUCUGAUACCCACAUAUUUAUUCUGUUCAGUCACAGAUCCUGAGUGUGUAUAUUUAUUAUUCAUAUGUCCAUGUCUGACUGUAGUGUGUGUGUUGGUGUGUGUGUUAGCAUGCUGGGCUUUUAAACAGCUGGACUAAGUUCAAAAGGUCCUGCUCCUGUAGACCGAGCUCCUCAAUCAGCGUGUUU